CAUUUUCCCCUCACAUUGGUGGCACACACUCGCUUUUUUGCCCGAAAUCAGGUCUCGUGGGGUCACGAUCUGCUGUUUUAGAUCUCAGAUGGAACCGCAAGAUUAAAGGAUGCGCCUUUCUCACAGUGGACCGGAGAAACGCAAAGUCCCAUCGUGAGCAGAAAAUUCCACGUGAAGAAUAUUUCAUUACUUUUUUUUGUUUCAGUAUCUAAAUAAAGCUCGUUUUUCACUGCCUUGUCCAAAUUCUCAUGAAUAUAUGCUCCCAUGUAUUUAAAUAAUCACUUGGAUAUUUCAAAAGUUUAGAUUCCAUUAACAUACCAUUAGUAUAAAAACGAGCACGCAUUAAUUUCUCUCUCUCUCUUUCUUGGCCUAAGAGAAGGACGUUAAAUUAGCUUCUGAAGACCGUACUAUUUGGAAAUAUUCACAUACAGCCAUGAGUCUUGCUUGGGCUUUUCUGUUGAUGUAUUUAUCUUCGCAACACAGUUUGGGAUUAAAUGUUAAAAAGGUGGAUGACACAGCACAAACUGAUUUGGCAACUGAAUUGGAAAACGACGGUCACAGUGAGAAUUUUCAGGAGAAUGUCGGUAAUUCUGAAUACCUCGAUGAAGUUGAAGAUUUGGAGGAGGACAACGAUGAAGAGACGGCUAAUGAACUUAGAGAGGCCGCCGGUGAUGGAGAGGACAUUUCGAAGAUCUCGAAAAAUCUCGAAGAAGAUGCACCUUAUGUUAAAAUGGAUGCUAGGCCAUUUUGGCGUUGCAGAAGAAGAUGGUCUGGCUGUUCAUCUCGACGUCGAAGGACAAGUGCCAAGAAGAUAUGGAGCCGCGUGAAAGAACAUGCGAGAAACAUUUUUGGUAGACGACGAAGACGCAGCAAGUGAAGAUUUUUCAGAAUUUAACAAAAGGGCCGUCGAGAACAAGGGCUGGAAUGAAAUGUGUUGCUACAAGAAACUUUUGCAACGUUAGUUGCUGAUUUGUUUUGUUUUAUCGUUCUAGAGCAAAGCUCUUACUCUUUGUUUUAAAUUUUUAUUGCGUUCGGUGCAAACUUUGUCAUGUUGUCGUUGGUUUUAUUUUAAAGUUUUAACUAAAACACUAUUCUUUCAUAUUCAGAACGGCUAUUGAGCUGAUACACAGGAUAUAUGUCAUUAACAUAAUUUUGGAUCAACAUCUGAGAACCUUAUUUGUCCUUUGUUUAAACUAGUCAAAGAAUGCCUUGCCCACCCAAUUCCUUUGUACUAGAAGAGUAAUCUAACUUUAUCCCGUUUGAAUGUGACAGUUUUGGAGCUUUUGUAGGUGGGGAACUUUUGUUUGUUGGUUCAUCAUUUCGUAUGUUUGUUCGCCCAGCACUGUUGUAAAAGGUUGUAAUGUAUUUUAAAUUGAAUCGUUUUUAUUGAGUUUUAAAAUCAGUGAUUAAUUAUAUUUAUGAUAUCAUUUGA
Molecule: messenger RNA, 1432 nt
Organism: Rhopilema esculentum
Lineage: Eukaryota; Metazoa; Cnidaria; Scyphozoa; Rhizostomeae; Rhizostomatidae
Source: RefSeq, a predicted model, not a curated record